Exserohilum turcica Et28A is the source of this 4971-nucleotide messenger RNA. RefSeq lists its product as uncharacterized. Gene Ontology annotation, molecular function: phosphatidylinositol-4,5-bisphosphate binding; actin filament binding. The transcript is spliced from 2 exons. The record is from RefSeq and is a predicted model, not a curated record. Gene Ontology annotation, biological process: actin filament severing; barbed-end actin filament capping. Lineage: Eukaryota; Fungi; Ascomycota; Dothideomycetes; Pleosporales; Pleosporaceae. Bases 1 to 4971 code for a protein of 1656 amino acids.
AUGUCGUCGGACGAGCCCAGGGAAGUCGACCCGUCCGAGUUCGUGCAGCGCAUCCGGCGCCUGGGCGACCAGCGAGACCACGAGGACGCCGAGCGUGUCAAGAAGCUGGAGGAAGAGCUGCUCCAGGGCCGCAGCGAGCGACUAGCGCGGCGAGCAGAACGAGCCCGCUCAAUUUCUCCCGACAAGCCAUACACUCCGCAAUCGCCACGCUCCGCCGCCGGCACCCCCAAGGCCGUCCAGGACAAGGCUGCCACGACGCCCGCGCCCACCAUGAGCCCCCCAGCGCCCGACGCCGCCCGCGACGACGCUCUGCACCAGCUCACCAGCACCCCGCCGCCCAUGGCCACGCUCGAAGACGUCGAGCCCAAGAAGCCCGCCGCCAAUGCCGCUGCUUUGGGGCGCACCGGCACGCUGUCGUGGACGCAGAGACCCCAAUCCGGCAGCAUACGCCGCCCGCUCUCAAUCGCAUCGCGCUCGCCCGAACGGCCGUCUUCGAGCAAUACGCCCGAGCCUUCGUCGCCCGAGCCCAGCAUCUCAAGAAGCUCCAUUGCGGCCUCGCUAGGCGCAAAGGACCCUGCCUUCUUCAGACAGACGCCCGACAACGGGAGAGGCUCCGCGGCGUUUAGGAAGAACCAGGACGACACCGCUUCUGAGACCGGGUCGGUGUCAGGCAGGAGGCAGUUGCCAGGCAUGGCACGUGAGUCAGCCACGGAGCAAGACAUUGGCAGCCCGCCGGCGGAGAGCGCACGCUCAAGCUCGCCAGGCUCACGGCGAGGCUCGGUCCGUGACAGCACCGUCAUGAGCAACCGCUUUUCCAGCAACACGUCAAUAUCAGGUGGUGAUUCAGAAUCUGUGGCAAAGGGAAAGACGCCGCUGCCCACGAUGGACUCCCAAAAGUUUGCUCCACCGUCUGAGCAGGGCUCCUCGGUCGACGGCGGGGACAACGAUCGUGCGGCCCGCGGGCUUGCCAUGUCACCAACCCAAGGGAGAAUCUCGCCAGAGCGUGAGCGCUCUACGUCACCAACAAAGGGCAUGGGUGGCUUUGUGCAGAGUGCCAUGCUCAAGCGAAGCGACAGCGUAAGCAAGCGUUGGAGCACACAGACACCGCCUGGCCUGAGCAGACAGAAUUCGUCACUGAGCAAUCGCGGAAGUGUCUAUGGCUCACUCUCAAAUGUUGACCGACCUGUCUUGACUAGAGACAACUCUAUAGAGCCAUCCCGCCCCAUGUCGAGCCAUAGCAAUGCAACCAUCACUGGUACGGAAAAGGACAGCCCACUCAAGGACGAAUUCGUCAAGCCAGCUUUGCCACGCCACAGCAGGGCCAAGUCAGUCGCAUCGACUUUUAGCGAAAAGGACGCACCACAGGACGACACGUCUCCCCCGAGUCCCUCGAAGCGAUGGAGCCCCACAAAAUCAAGUUGGUUGGAGAGCGCCCUGAGCAGGCCAGAGUCUCCCAAGCCAAAGCCAAAGCAAGCUCCUCCCGCCCAACCCGCGUGGAUGGCUGAGAUCAACCGCAUAAAGCAACAGCGUAGCAGCGUUGACCUGGGCAAAGGCAGUCCAUUCGGUGAGUCUUCCGGAUCUGGCCGAACAUCACCCAUCAAGGAUAUACAACUCAAGCCAGUGGGUCUCCGGCGCCCCGAGUCUCCCAAGAAAGAGGAGCCAGCUGAGCCUAAGAAGAUGGAGACGCUCAAGGAGCAAUCCCCGAGCCUCGCACCCGCGCUGGCGCUGAGGCCUCUCUCUCCUAAGAAGGAGGAGCCCAAGCCUCUAGAAAAGACACCGGCUCCUGAAGAGCCUGCACCCUCAGAAGACGCCCCUCAACAGACUCCCGAUGAGGCGUCCAUACCCUCUCCUACCAAGUCACCGACAGCCCCGUCGGCCACCGAAGAAAAACAAACGCCGGUAGAUGACAAGCCCGUGGCCUCAAGGUUCGGUAAAGAUAUUGGCCGUAGUUCUCCAGUUGCAAAAUCGGGGACGCCGCCACAGAAGGACUUCCGCGCUGGGCUAAAGUCACGUCAGCCGGUAAUGGAUAACUCAAAGAAAGACGAAGUCAAUGAGUUCCAAAAUGUCUUUGGCAGGCUAAGAAAGGCAGAAACGAAGAAUUAUGUUGCUCCCGAUGUCCUAAAAGACAACAUCACCAGAGGCAAGGAGGCUCUGAACAUAACUGGUGGCCCCAAGCCUUCAGUCCGAAAGGAUGAGUUCAGAGAGAGUCUCAUCAAGAGGAAAUCAACCAUCUUUGAUAAAGCUCAAGAGGAGGGUUCUACGCUGAAAAAGUCGAGCAUCUCGAAACCGUCCACUCCCGUCCCCGAAGCUAUCGCAAAGCAAAAGGGUCUGCAACGAAGAGACAGUGAUGCUAGGGUAGUGCCUCCGCCCAAAGAGAAGGACCCUGUGCCGGAAGCGCUGGCCAGAAAGAAGAGUCUCGGAGCUAUAAAGCCCAUUCCCGAAACCAAGGACCCUGUGCCGGAGGCUCUGGCCAGAAAGAAGAGCCUUGGGGCUAUAAAGUCCAUUGCUGAAAACAAGGACCCUGUGCCGGAAGCUUUGGCAAGAAAGAAGAGCCUCGGGGCUAUAAAGCCCAUCACCGAAAACAAGACUGCCCAGCCUGCUCCCUUGUUUGCUAAGAAGGAACCAACCAUGUCUGGUAAGCUGGCGGGUCGUUUCAACCCUGCUUUAGCUGGUAUGCUUGCUCGGGGUCCGCCCCCGAUGGCAACGGACAGAUCUUCAUCAAGUGCUGAUGUAGAAACGUCCCCUACCAGGCCGGCGCAAGAGGAAAAGGCUGGGCCUGCACCAGAGCUGCAACAUAUGACCAAAGGUCGUGCUCGUGGACCCAAGCGAAGGGCACCGGCCUCGAAAAAAGCGACGACUGAAUCGGAGAAGACUCAAGAGGAAGUGCCUCCUGCUACUACUGCCACUGCCGCUGCCGCCGCUGCUGCUCUCCCCUUGGUGAAUUCCGAGCCUGUCCUUGCUAGCUCUGAGCCUCCUAAAACUAACGGACAACCAGAGGAGCGACCAGUAGCGAGGACGCCGGCUAGGCCGUCAUCGAUCGAGAAGCCUGCUAUACCAGCCAAGUCACCGCGCGUUUCCUCAGGGAACUUCGGGAAAGCCUCUACCCCUGAGCUUCCAAAGAAACCAGACUCGCUGGAGCCAAAUAGGAGAAUUUCUGGGUCUCAAACUACCACGCCCAAGGCCUCGCCUCGGCCAGAGUCCAUCGGCUCACCCAAGCCCUCGUCACCAGGGAUUCCAAAGAAACCCACGUCCUUGGAAUUCGAGAGAAAGGUGUCCGGAUCACAAAAUACAUCGUCAAAGUCCCCACUAUCAACACAGGUUGAAACACCAAAACCGGUAUCGUCAUCGCCAUCUCCUCACUCUCGAUUUUCACGUCCGCUGCCCACAUUGCCUUCCAAGCCUGCAAUAGCGGGUGCCAAAUCGGCCCCAAUAGGGUCGAUUUCAACGCCGAACUUGGAGAUCACGCAAGCCAGAGAUGGUUCGUCGCCCGAAAAGAUGACAUUUUCAUCAGUCAAGAACGCCAGUGCUCUGUGGGGUAGACCGUCUGCGCCUUCAUCGCCAGCGCCACUCAGAGUAAAGUCACCGAUCAAGCUUCCGACACAAGCAGACGAACAAGCUGCGAUGAAGGAUGCUGGUCUAAUUCGCACUCCCGAGCCAGAUGCAAAGGCUUUGCCCAGUCUCCCUCAGACUGAGUCGGAGUCGCCUGUCGAAGCGAAGCCGCUGCCGCCGAAGCCAAAGCCUAUUGGACUGGGCUUCAGCUUAGGGAGUUUAGGUGGACUGGUAGCAUCCCGAUCACGUGAAUCAAACCCUCAAAUUCCCAGGGUUGUGCCCAUGUCACCACCAGGAAGCGCAAAUAGGCCGUUGUCCGAGCCUUCUAUUGCAUCGCCAACGGUGAAGAAGAACGAUGGCAUGUUUGCAGAGUUUUUUGAUGAAGCCCCAGUGACCGAAGGCCAGCUACCAGAGCACAUCGACACAAUGCAAAUACUAAAGUCUCCACCAAUUGAUCUGGGCCCCGCCGGAAAGGUCCGCACUCUACGCAAGCAGAUAGAUGAGGUGAGCGGCGAUGGAAAACUUGCCCCUAUUGCGCCGGCAGAAGAGCACAUCUUGUUCCAAGACUCUAUGUACCUGUGUACACAUGUGUACGAAGACUCCAGAGGUGGCAAACAUACCGAUGUCUACCUGUGGGCAGGCAACAGCGUGGCAGAGCCGACAAUAGAAGACGUUCAGCUUUUCUCAAAGAACUACGCACGUCAAAGUCAAGGCCGGUUGCUGGUCAUUCGACAAGGGCAGGAAACACCAAACUUUUUCGAGGCUCUGGGCGGCAUCGUCAUUACCAGGCGUGGCACAAAGCCAGGAUCAAAGGAGUUUAUGCUGUGUGGUCGUCGUCACAUGGGACACCUUGCGUUUGACGAGGUUGACUUUUCGCUCAAGAGUCUCUGCUCUGCUUUUGCUUAUCUUAUCACCACCUCGACAGGGAAAGUGUACCUUUGGAAGGGCCGCGGCUGCUCGGCUGAAGAGCUUUCUGGUGCACGUCUGAUGGGUAUGGACCUAGCACCCACUGGCGAUUACAGCGAGAUCGACGAGGGCGCGGAACCCCAGGAUUUUCUGAGUAGAACCUUCCCAUCCUCUCCAGUCCCGUCAAAAGGCCCUGCUAUUCCCCGGUCGGCAGACCAUUGGCGCUACAAAGCCACCUCGGAUAAAUACCGCGCGCGGCUCUACAAAGUGGAGCAAACGACGAUACAGCAGGCAGGCUGGGGCCAGGCACUUCAGGUGAGCAGCUCUUUCUUUGCGCCGCUCCUACGAAGACCGUCUUGGAACGCUGCUGAACAAAGGCCACAGACGCCGCUCACGCCCAAGUCGCCUCAGGGUAUUUUCAAGACGGAAGUCAAAGAGAUUAUGCCUUUCUCGCAAAGAGACUUGGAGCCGGAGAACAUCUAUGUACUUGAUGCGUUCUUCGAGAUGUACAUGUAA